Molecule: messenger RNA, 1033 nt
Organism: Desarmillaria tabescens
Lineage: Eukaryota; Fungi; Basidiomycota; Agaricomycetes; Agaricales; Physalacriaceae
Product: nucleophile aminohydrolase
Exons: 6
Coding region: 75-842 (255 amino acids)
Biological process (GO): proteasomal protein catabolic process; ubiquitin-dependent protein catabolic process
Cellular component (GO): proteasome core complex, alpha-subunit complex; proteasome core complex
Source: RefSeq, a predicted model, not a curated record
GAUCGACCCAAUAAGCGCAAACAAUACUUACGCGUCGCGCUGGUCUGCAUUCAUUAUUCCUUUCUUCUAUCAUCAUGGCUAGUGCAGACGGUGGAGCAUACAGCUAUUCACUUACAGUGUUCUCACCGAGUGGGAAACUCGUACAAAUCGAGCAUGCCUUAGCAGCGGUCUCGUCCGGAACAACGAGUCUUGGAAUCAAAGCCUCCAAUGGCAUUGUCAUCGCAACGGAGAAGAAAUCUUCCUCUAUCCUCAUCGAUGAUUCAAUGCUGGACAAAGUCGCCGUGAUCUGCCCUAAUAUCGGCAUAGUAUAUUCUGGGAUGGGACCGGACUCUCGCGUCUUGAUAUCCAAAGCCCGAAAGAGUGCACAGGCGUAUUGGAAGAUGUAUGGGGAAUAUCCUCCAACGCGUGUACUUACGCAGGAAAUUGCCACAGUCAUGCAACAAGCAACUCAAUCAGGAGGUGUGAGGCCUUAUGGCGUCUCUCUUCUUGUCGCCGGCUGGGAUAUCACCCGGGGUCCGACAUUAUACCAGGUGGACCCUUCAGGCUCAUUCUGGGCGUGGAAAGCCAGUGCCAUCGGCAAAAACAUGGUCAACGCUAAGACGUUCUUGGAAAAGAGAUAUAACGACGACAUCAGUCUUGAAGACGCGAUUCACACGGCGCUGCUGACAUUGAAAGAAGGUUUCGAAGGACAAAUGACUGAGAAGACCAUUGAAAUCGGAGUGGUCACGGUUCCGACAGCCGAAGAGUUGGAGGAAGGAAAGAUUGGAGGGGAGACAGGGAGACCGAAACCUACCUUCCGGAAGCUGACGGAAGAGGAGGUUCGCGACUACCUUGCUCUGUAAUCAGUUGUAGUUUUUGGUGACAAAGUGUCGUAUCUUUGUAUUUCUAACGAUUUUCGUUUAAUUAAUCCAGUAUGAUUCAACGAACUGUGACAAGAACUUCAAGUUACAGUUACUUCGUUCGUCUAGGCUACUGCAAGUCUUGGACUUUCUUUCCCUUGAACGUAGUAGCUUGCAGCCGUCUUUAUGGACAU